Mesorhabditis belari is the source of this 285-nucleotide messenger RNA. The record is from the annotation of a GenBank genome assembly. Lineage: Eukaryota; Metazoa; Nematoda; Chromadorea; Rhabditida; Rhabditidae.
AUGGGUCGAGAGGAUCAUAGGUAUGAGACCUACGCCUCUCAGCAUGGACGCGAUCAGCAACGAGAGAUGCUCAAUGGGCUUUUAUGGACAUUCCACGAGAACUUCGACACGUCACGAAAAAUUCUGGCAGCUGUCGAGCGGAUAAGCACACUUGUGACUUUUAUGUUCGUAAUUCUGGUCGCUUUUUCGAUUGUUUUCAUCGGUGGAACGUGUUAUUUCUAUUGUAAAAAAGAGAGCCCGAGAACGAGGCUCUCCGAUUCACCAGCGAGCCAAGGGGACUCCGAU